UUUAGGUUUGGUGGACACAAAAAAGAGGCGGUAAAUCAGGCAAAGUAAUUUUACUUUUAGCUUUAAAAGAAGCUUUUUGGCUGUGUUGGAUCCAUCAAGCAACAAUAACAGUAGAAGGGAAACUAACUUUAAAUCACACAAGCCAUAACUCAUAAUUAGAGCAAAGACAACCCUUGCCGCCCAAGUUUCAGGCUGAUCUAAUCCAGCAAAAUGGAGACAGGCAAAUCCGCAGGAGAAGAUGGUAGCAUUUGUCUGCAGGUUGUUGAGCUUCACAGGCUCAGCGAAACCUAUGGUUCAGGUGCCACCAUUUUUGAGCCCAGGAGUAGUAUAGAGAAGAGAGACAGCAAUGCCAAUUCUGCUUCAACAUCAACUACGUCAGUACGGGCUCCAGAGAAGAAACUCACCCUCUUUGCUCUUCGCCUUGCAGUUUUUGAGAAGUCAGCUACUGGCCUGGGAACCCUAGGGUUUAUCUGGGCAACAGUUGUUCUUCUAGGCGGUUUUGCAAUAACUUUAGAUACAACAGACUUCUGGUUCAUCACCGUUAUAUUAUUAAUUGAAGGAACUCGAAUAUUCAGCAGAAGCCAUGAGCUUGAAUGGCAGCACCAAGCCACCUGGUCAAUUGCUGAUGCUGGAAUCAGUAGUUUCAGAGCAUUGAGGUCCAGCUCGCACUUUGUUGUUGAUGCUCUAAAAUCACUUUUCAGGCGGAUUACCCCAGUUCGAAAGCGCAGUCAACAUAGUAGAGAAGUGAUGGGGAGUUGUGAUGCAGCAAACUCUAGGAAUUGGGAUUGUCAAAGGAAGACUACUCGCACAUGGACAAGCUCAGAUGUCCCCAUCCUACCGUACGCUCAAUGGUUUUUCCUCACGAGAAAUGUUAGUAAACUUCUCUAUUGGCUCCAGCUUGCAUCUGCAACAGCCUGUGUAGUUUUAUCAUCAAUGAAGCUCAUUAAACAUAACUAUGGUGAGAUAGCGAAAGGGGAUACUGACAAAAGGAACAGACAAGCUGCUCUGACUAUUUUCUAUGCCUUGGCUUUGUCAGAAGCUCUGUUGUUUCUCAUGGAAAAAGCUUACUGGGAGUGGAAGGUGAUAUAUUGUAAACUACUGGAGGAGGUGAACAGAGAGUGUGAAUUGGGGCCUUCAGGUAUGAUAUCAAUAAAAAGGUUCUUCUAUGAUGCUUACUCUAGGUGUGUCAAUGGAAGCAUCUUUGAUGGCCUGAAAAUGGACUUGGUUACUUUUGCUAUGGAUCUCUUGGCUUCAAAUUCCCCUGAUGAGCAGCUCAUUGGAGUUCAAAUUCUUCGCCAAUUUGCAAUGAGUGAGCGGUUCUCUGAUGACACCCUCCAGAAGAUUGGGACAAAUAUAUCAGUUAUAGAACGAUUAGUUGAGAUGUUGAAUUGGAAAGACCCAGACGAAGAAGUGAUCAGGAGGUCAGCUGCAGAGACCCUAUCUGAACUAGCUGGAAAAAAGCAGAACUCUCUACGAGUUGCAGGAAUUCCAGGUUCAUUGGAAUCAAUCUCAUCUCUACUCCAAACAAAUAGAAGCUCAAGCACCACAGCUGAUGAAAUUGGCGAAAAGACAACUGUCGCUGAUCAAGUACAUUACGAAUCCUGGACAUUCAAUCAUUUAGGACUUCUCAUCCUGAAAAAACUAGCUCAUGACCAUGAUAAUUGUGGAAAGAUUGGUAACACAAGGGGCCUUCUACCAAAAAUUAUCGAUUUAACACACACUGGAGAGAGGAUACUGAAGGAUGAAAAUGUUGCACAUUCUCAGAUUUUGACAGUGAAAAGAUCUCUGCAAGUGGUGAAGAUGUUGGCAAGCACCACGGGUACCACAGGUACUCACCUUCGAAGAGAGAUUUCUGAGAUAGUUUUCACCAUCAGCAAUAUUAGAGAUAUCUUACGACAUGGAGAGAAACAACCAAUGCUGCAAAAACUCAGCAUAGAAAUAUUGACCAAUCUAGCUCUAGAAGCGGAUGCAACAGAGAGGAUUGGGGGAACAGGUGGAAUUCUUAAGGAGUUAUUCAACAUCUUCUUUAGAUAUGGAGCACCUGAGAGUCCAAAUCAUGUAAGGAUUGCUGCAGGAGAAGCUCUAGCCAUGUUGGCCUUAGAAAGCAGAAAUAAUUGCCAUCGUAUUUUGAAAUUGAUGGUGCUAGAAAGGCUUGUUGAAGCUCUUGAGGAUCCAUUGCUUCGUGUGAAUGCUGCAAGAAUCCUACGAAACUUAUGUGCCUACAGUGGUACAGAUUGCUUCAGCGACUUAAAGGGAGUCACAGCUGCCGCGCCUACAGUGCUCAAGGCAAUUAUGUCGGAAGAAAACAAACUGCAAGAAGUAAUGGUUGGGCUAGCUGCAGAAGUUUUCAAAUUCAUGAGUUCUCAAGAAUCAAGUAUGAUGUUCAAAAGGACAGGAAUUAAAGAGGCUGAACUAGCCAGCAGGAUAGUCCAGGUCCUCAAAAAACAUGAAAAUCCAUCGACUAAGGUUCCAAGAAUUCGGAGGUUUGUCAUAGAAUUGGCAAUUUGGAUGAUGCGAGAAAACAAAGAAAAUGUAAAUAUUCUCAGGGAUCUGGGGUUGGAGAAAGAGCUGGAACAUGUUUUAGAAACUACAGCAGAACUUGAAAGCUUCAACAUAUUCUCUGGCACAGUUGGGCUGAGUCGCCACAGCAUAACUAUUCACUCACUCAUUGAAACAGCAAUGAAGUUGCUGGAACGUGCAACAGAAACAGAAUAGUGACUUUUCAUUUCAGUACUCAAUAAAUAAUCACAAAUGAUUGAAC
Messenger RNA from Manihot esculenta (cassava), 2761 nucleotides. RefSeq lists its product as uncharacterized. The transcript has 3 exons. Bases 211 to 2715 code for a protein of 834 amino acids. Lineage: Eukaryota; Viridiplantae; Streptophyta; Magnoliopsida; Malpighiales; Euphorbiaceae. The record is from RefSeq and is a predicted model, not a curated record. Gene Ontology annotation, molecular function: protein binding.